Molecule: messenger RNA, 940 nt
Organism: Atta colombica
Lineage: Eukaryota; Metazoa; Arthropoda; Insecta; Hymenoptera; Formicidae
Product: ATP-dependent RNA helicase DDX18
Biological process (GO): maturation of LSU-rRNA from tricistronic rRNA transcript (SSU-rRNA, 5.8S rRNA, LSU-rRNA)
Cellular component (GO): nucleolus
Molecular function (GO): ATP binding; nucleic acid binding
Source: RefSeq, a predicted model, not a curated record
AAGAGUCUGAGGAGAUAGUUAAACGAUCUUUAAUUUCUGAGAAUCCACUUGAUACAGCUUAUAGAUUUUGAAAUGAUGAAUGAUAGCAAGCUCAAUAUUGAACCAGAUGAUAAUGAAAGCAAUGGAGAAUAUGGAUUUUACAUAUAUGACUGAGAUACAGAAGCAUUAGCUAUUCCAUUCUUUCUUGAAGGGAAAGAUUUGAUUGGCUAAAACUGGAUCUGACAAAACCUUUUUAAUUCCUGCUAUUGAAUUAAUUUAUAGAUGGAAGUUCAUGCCUUAUAAUGGUACUGAUUGUAUCAUUAUGUUUCCCACAAGAGAAUUGUCUAUGCAAACUUUCGGAGUCUCGGAAAAAUUAAUGAAAUAUCAUUAUGAUACAUAUGGUCUUCUGAUGCCAUAGAUAGAGCGAAAUGCAAAACUCGGAAAAGGGAUCAAUAUUAUUGUGGCGAUGCCAGAACGAUUAUUAGAUUAUUUGCAAAACACACCUGAUUUCUUAAAGAAAUUCCUUCAAUAUUUGAUCAUUGACGAAGCAGAUCGUAUUUUAGAUAUUGGAUACAAGGAAGAGUUGAUCAUCAACAUUCUUCCCAAACGUCGGCAAAUUAUCUUCUUCAGCGCGACAAAUACACAAAAGAUCACAACAAUAACAAUAAGCGUUAAAAAAAAACUUAUAUAUGUGGAAGUCGACAAGGAUAUGGCGACUGUGGAGGACUUACAGCAGGAUUACAUAGCAUCGAGCGAGAAAAGAUUUCUACUUUUGUUCACGUUCUUAAAGAAAAAAAAGAAGAUGAUGCUUUUCUUCAAUUCUUGCAUGUCCGUUAAAUAUUACCAUGAACUUUUAAACUACAUUGAUUUACCAGUGAUGAGUAUACAUGGCAAGCAGAAACAAACGAAAAGAAUUAUCUUUCAUCAAUUUUGCAACGCUUUUCUCAAUAAUAAAUACUAA